Messenger RNA from Selaginella moellendorffii, 1334 nucleotides. Its product is annotated as purple acid phosphatase 4. Gene Ontology annotation, molecular function: ferrous iron binding; ferric iron binding; acid phosphatase activity. NCBI's taxonomy places the organism in Eukaryota, Viridiplantae, Streptophyta, Lycopodiopsida, Selaginellales, Selaginellaceae. The record is from RefSeq and is a predicted model, not a curated record. The transcript has 8 exons. The coding region runs from base 166 to 1284 and encodes 372 amino acids.
CUAAAGUAGAGCUCUAGAGCGAUGGAGAUGAGACCUCUCCCACCUCCACGCAAUGCGCCUGGAGAGAAUAGUCUCCACCGUGCACGCCUGGAAUUUAAGGAGUGGUGUCGAAGAAAUCCUCGCUUUGAUCACGAAUUGAAUGAGCUCGAGCGUUAGAAUUCCAGAAUGGAUCGCGACGAGGAAGUGGCGCUCCUGGGAAGAACCGACUCGAGCAAGCUCAAAUCUCGGGUCAAGCUCGCUGCUACUGGGUGUGCUCUUGGGAUUUUUGCCGUCCUCGCCACCGUGUGGUUCCUCGAUCUUGGUGGGUUCUUCCAAUUCGACGCCGCUCGAUGGGUGGAGAUAACAGAGGAUCCCAUCGUCUCGCCGGUGGAUCGGCGAGCUCCAGUGAAUUUCCUGGCGCUGGGCGAUUGGGGACGACAUGGAUUGUAUAACCAGAGCUUGGUUGCUUCCCAGAUGGGAAAGAUCGGCGGUGCGCUCGAGAUAAACUUCGUGGUCUCGGUGGGAGAUAAUUUCUAUAAGAAUGGACUGACUGGAGUGGAUGACAUCGCAUUUGAUGAAUCCUUCUCUCGAAUCUAUACUGCUCCAGCGCUCCAGAAACCAUGGCACGCAGUCUUGGGCAACCAUGACUACCACGGAGACGUGUUCUCCCAGCUAGAUCCACGGCUUGGUUUACGCGAUUGGAGAUGGCACUGCGUGAGAGACGCACAACUUAUCUUUGAUUUGAGCCCAUCUCUUUUCCGAGGAGACGUAGACUCGCGCGUUUCUACAGUAGAGCUCUUCUUCGUUGACACAGUUCCAUUCAUUGACCAGUAUUGGGCGCCAAACCAGAAGCACGACUUUGACUGGAGGGAUAUCCUUCCUCGCCAUCGCCAUUUGCAGCAAAAGCUCGAGAAUUUGACAAGUGCUUUGAAUGCUUCCACCGCGUCUUGGAAGAUUGUGGUUGGCCACCACACUAUAAGAAGCUAUGGAGCCCACGGGGAUAGCGUUGAGCUAGUGAGGCAACUCCUUCCCAUUCUCGAGGGAAACAACGUGGACGUUUACGUCAAUGGGCACGACCACUGCCUUGAACACGUCAAGAGAGACGACAGUCCAAUCCAUUUUAUAACCAGCGGUGGAGGCUCCAAGGCCUGGAAAGGAAUCUCGCCACCACAAAACUCGAAUGGCUUGCAGUUCUAUUACGACGGGCAAGGAUUUGUGUCCUUCUCAGUCGCAGAGUCGUGGUUACAGAUUGUUUACUACAACAUUUACGGGGAAGCUGUUCACAAAGUUCGGCUCACAAAAUAACAUGUAUAUUGUUUUCUGUAUAAUUGAAAAAGAUGAAUACUUCACUUCAA